Messenger RNA from Larimichthys crocea (large yellow croaker), 1887 nucleotides. RefSeq names its product GDP-D-glucose phosphorylase 1 (gene gdpgp1). The record is from RefSeq and is a predicted model, not a curated record. The transcript is spliced from 2 exons. Gene Ontology annotation, molecular function: GDP-D-glucose phosphorylase activity. Gene Ontology annotation, biological process: glucose metabolic process. Gene Ontology annotation, cellular component: cytoplasm. Bases 216 to 1304 code for a protein of 362 amino acids. Lineage: Eukaryota; Metazoa; Chordata; Actinopteri; Sciaenidae.
GGAAGUGCAUCAGUAGACACCGAGGAAGAAGAACACGUACGAGGAAGCCAAGCUGACGCAUGAAACCGGCAAAUGUUGUCGGACUAAACACUGGAUGAAAAAAAAAACUCAAUUAUACUUUAGUUUAUUUUAUUUUGAAAGGCGUUCAAUCAGCUGUUCGUGUCCAGGCUUUGACGCAGAGAGUCAAAAUAAAACGUUCACUAGCAGAUCCAGCCAUGCCGCUCCAGUUUGUGUACAGCAGAAAGGACUUUGUAACAGAUGUGCAUCGGAGCAGUGAAAAUGGUCUUGAGAUGGCACAACCACCAGUAGAGUUUGAUACAACCAUCCAAACCGGCUGGACAAGCCGGAUGGACAAGGGACUCUUCCGUUACCAUCUUGGUGAUUUACAAACUCGUAUCCUGCCAGGCCAACAUGGCUAUGUCGCUCAGCUGAAUAUCCAGAGAGGAAAAGAACGAAGAAAGCCUCAGGAGAUACUGAGCAUUCAGCAGGAGUUCAAUGCCAAACAGUUUAAUUUUAACAAAAUCAAUCCAGAAGAAAUCAUAUUUGAGAUGAUAAAGGACUGUGAGGGAGGGAAUGAAAAUGGGCAGUUGCAUGAACCCUGCCAGAUGGUUGUGCUGGUCAAUGUCAGCCCUUUGGAGUUUGGACAUUGUCUCUUUGUUCCAGAUCCUUCACACUGUUUCCCACAGGUCCUGACAAGGUUCGCCAUCCAGGCUGGUAUUGAAUCUGUGCUCCUGAGCUCUGAUCCUGGCUUCCGUGUGGGGUUUAACAGUCUUGGAGCAUUUGCGUCCGUUAAUCACUUACACCUGCAUGGAUAUUACCUGAAUCAUGAGCUCACGAUAGAAUCAAUGCCGGUCAAGCUGUUGGUUCCUGAAAAGGGGUUUUAUCGCAUGUUGGACUUUCCUGGAGGCUUUUUGUUUUACACAGAAUCAGAGCAGGUAGAGAAAGUAGCCAGAGCCAUCUGUCGAGUCACAGACUUUCUUGUGAAUGGGAACGUUGCUCACAACCUGUUCUUUACUAGAGGAUGUCCGCCCUGUGAUCGCAUACAGAAAGAAGAAGAUCACCGCUCAAGAAGAGGUGUUCGUAUCGCUGUUUGGCCAAGAAUAUCUUGCUUUGGUGCCAAGGAGGAGUCUGCCUUUAAUGUUGCUCUUUGUGAGCUGGCUGGACAUUUACCAUUUAAGAACAAGAAGGACUAUGACGAUACCACUGAGAAAGAUGUAAAAGAUAUCAUCCAGAGGUAUCUUCUGUCUGAUGCAGAGUUUGACACAUUGGAACAGCAGCUGACUCGUAAUUUCAUGGAUUUCUAAUGCAUCAUCAUCAAAGACUUGUUAAUUCCUGUGCUGGAGUUCAACUUAUUAGAUGAUCAGUUAAGAAAAUAAGCUACUACUGGAUUAUGCUAUACUUUGAAUGUCCUUUCCGGUAUCCACAACAACAGAUGCACACAAAAAUACCAAAUGUAUUUAUGUAAAUGUAACAUAUUUAAUGAUGGGUUGUGUUUAAACUGGUUUCAAAUAAAAUGCCAAAAAACAUACAAUUUGUUUUGAGGUCCAAUUCUCAAGUUUCAUGCUGAUUUCAUGUUUGUAGUUCUUUAAAAAAAAAAAAGGGAAAAAAAGUGAAACAAAAUGUGUUAUUUUCAGGUGGGACACGGGAUCAAAUGUGGAAUCAUUCAACAGAAGUGUUGUGUAAACAGAGAAUUGCUGCUGAUGCUGACAACAGUGUGUGUGGGCUUUAGCAUUGGAGCUGAGCGGCAACCUUCGCUGCUGGGAAAUGAAGCCCAUGAGGAGGCACUAAAAACUGUAAUUCCCUGAGCAGCCACUUGAGACAGACUGCAGAAGUUAGUUAAUCUCAGUAAGCACCUGUGGUGAAAUGUCCAACUUUGCAGCAGAAAUA